Diprion similis is the source of this 2386-nucleotide messenger RNA. RefSeq names its product transcription factor E2F2-like. Gene Ontology annotation, cellular component: RNA polymerase II transcription regulator complex. Gene Ontology annotation, molecular function: RNA polymerase II cis-regulatory region sequence-specific DNA binding; protein dimerization activity; DNA-binding transcription factor activity, RNA polymerase II-specific. The coding region runs from base 487 to 1827 and encodes 446 amino acids. The transcript has 8 exons. The record is from RefSeq and is a predicted model, not a curated record. NCBI's taxonomy places the organism in Eukaryota, Metazoa, Arthropoda, Insecta, Hymenoptera, Diprionidae. Gene Ontology annotation, biological process: regulation of transcription by RNA polymerase II.
CCGUCUAGCCUCCUAGCUUAGCCAGUUGCCAGCGCGACCCAGCUCACGAGCCGGCCUCGUGUGCGAAUCAGAAGAAUAAUUAUUUCCUUGCCAUCCGGUGGAGUAAAUAUGAUACUCGUAGGCUCGUAUUAAAGCUCAUUUUAUCCCGCGACUCCCAAUAUUUUUUUACCCGAGAUCCAGCAACGCGUUGAAAAGUUACAGGGAUAAUUCAAGGGCCGUGUGCUUAGGAGAAAAUGGAUACCGCUCGAAUGCGGUAGAGACAGAGAGCCUGGCUGCGAGCCCGUACGACUUUAGAUAUCCUUCGAGCAUUAAAGCGUAUCGUUAUUUUCCGAUUUUCAUUUAUUAAACGUACGCCAAACGCCACGUUGUAUGAAAAUGAAUAUUUCAAAAGGUCGUUAAUACUGUCACGUUCGGAAGCGGAAAGAAGACGAUUCCUCUCAAAAUAUAUACACACGUCUCCGAAUCCCAACGGCAGAAAUUUUUACAAUGCCUCGUGCUAGGAGACAAGUGGUCCUCGAAGACCCAGCUGGGUCUGUCACACCCGACAUGGCCCACACCAAGCUAGUGAAGUCAGAGCCACUUUUCAUUGACGAGGGCUCCAUAGACGAAGUACAAACUCAAAGGAUAGCUGAAGAAACACCGAGUCCCCAUCUACAGGAUCAUCAGUAUGGUCAAACACCUAGUUAUCAAAUAUCGAGAAGACCUCCACAGCCACCUCCUCGUGCAGAGAUUUCAGUUCAGGCUGUAAAAAGAAGACUGAACUUGGAAGUCGGUUCCACAGGCACAAGUCAGUCCGGUUUUAAGGCUCCACGAGGAAAGCGCAGACGAUCUGGAUCUAAUUCUUUAACUGGACAUACACCGACUAAAAAUAAGACUGUUGAAAGGACAAGAUAUGAUACGUCUUUAAGCUUGUUAACCAAAAAGUUUAUACAUUUGGUCGAGAACAGUCGUGACGGUGUUGUGGACUUGAAUGUAGCUUCUGAAAAAUUGGAAGUUCAAAAGCGGCGCAUAUACGACAUAACAAAUGUGCUUGAAGGAAUUGGGAUACUUGAGAAAAAGAGCAAAAACAACAUACAAUGGAAAGGUGGUCAACUACCUGGCGAGCAGUUUGACGUUGUUGAUCUGAGGAGAGAAGUAGCUGAUUUGGAAGCUAAGGAAAAUACAUUAGACCGACUGAUACACGGGGCUGAAAAGAAUUUGCGCGAACUGGGUGCCGAUAGACAAUAUGCCUAUGUAACUUACCACGACUUACGUUCAGUAACAGCUUACCGAGAACAAGCUAUAAUGGCAGUAAAGGCACCACCAGAGGCUACCCUCCAUGUCCCCCAGCCCAUCAGUCCGUUCGGGGAACCACGGUUGCAAAUGUAUAUGAGAUCUUCGCAUGGUGAAAUCGAAGUAUUCUUGUGCCCGGAUGACCCAGGUUUGAAGGUGUCAAAUAGUCCUAGAAGUCCAAUGACGAAUCCUCGACCAAAAAUUGAAAUGCCUCCUCUACCUCCUGAACUUCUCGUCAAUGGGGGUGAAACCCAGAUUGAAUCUACCCCCUCGACCACCAGUAGAACCAGCACAGUCACGAAUCCUCCCUCUCCCACGCCUACAACUUCCACAGGCCUCAGAGAUGCGCUCCUGUGUGAGUCUGAUGACUUUGGGCCAAUGGGUGGCGGUAGAUUCCAGCUGCAAACCGAAGACCAGAACGUCGCACAAGAUGUGAACAUUCUAGACUUUGAUGAACCGCUGCUUCCGUUGGAACCACCUCUCUCGGAGAACGAUUAUUCAUUCUCGUUAGACACAGGAGAGGGCUUGGCGGAUCUCUUCGAUUUCCAGUUCUAGGAACACCAUUAUUAUUACAGUUUUUUAUUCUGGGUUCGUCUCCGAGUCAAACUUAGGAAUUACAAAUAUAACUCUGUACCUGAAAACCCUGGGGUUCUAACUCCACGUUUGGUCAAUCAUGAGUUAUCUCUACCUCGAAAAUCAGCAUUAAAACUUUAUACCUAGAAAUUAAAAUUACCAUCUCAGGUUUUAUACAGAUCAUAGAUCGUACACAUUUUGGUAAAACACAUAUUAGGUACCCAUCAUAGAAGAAUCCUAUUUGUAAUAAAGAUUGCAUGUAAAAAUUCUGAUUCAGGCUGGUGUUACAGUGCCGAUAAAAAAAAAUCAGAUCGUAUCGAAUAAUGGUAGAAUUACAAAAAUUCAAGUAGAGACACUAAUUUACAAUUGGCUUACUUUAGUGUGAGAAUCUAUCUGAAGAGUGGAAUUAGACCUCUAUGGCUCUCCGUUACAGAAAAAAAGUGCAGUAGGAGGAACGCGAAAAAAUAUAUUCAUAUAUGCAUAAUAUAUGCAUAAUACACAUGUAUGAAAAAGCGGAAUUAGGGUUUUGUAACAAGCGAUA